AGAAAAGAAAAUGUCGAGGAUUUCUUUUCUGGACAUAACUUUCGGAAGUUGUUAACCACAACAAAAACACAAAAUGAAGAGAGUGCACUAUUUGUAUGACUAGCUAUAAAAUUUAUUUACAACUAAAAUAAUAUUUGCACUCUUGAUUACUCUCCAGAGUUACGAUAAUAAAUUCUACCAACAACUCAAUUAUAAUCAAGCACACAAGUUAUGAGAAUUCCUUUCGAGGAUGUCCUUGAUGUACGUAUGAAGGCGAUGAAUGGUUUGCUGGAGUCAGAAUUGUCCUGGCCCGGAUAGGGACGCACGAAGCUCACUGCAGAGUGUGACCAUCUCACUGGCCCGACGUGUCUGAACAGUAGUGACUCUCAUCUGUCCUCAUUGGAAUAAUUAUAGAGUCCGGCCCGUAUCUGUCCGCCGGUACGGCACCCACAGUAAAACCAUGUUGUCUUGAGUAAACCCGGGUCUUGAAAUCUGGGGGUUCAGCAAAUGGUUCUAGGGUCGUAUUUCUGGCGUACAGAUGUGCCUGGACGUAUCAGCAUUUUCUGACGACGUUUACACACAAACUUGUAAGAAUGACUAUUGACAACCCUUCAGUUCAAGGCAGCUUCCAAAUCUCAAGACAUGUUUUCCAAAAUCGGCAAGGCUGGAAGAGCUUGCCCCGUCCCUGGGCAAUCUUAACCGGAAGUGUCUCACAACCAGAAACUAUUUUCCUCAAAUGAUGUAAUUUUUACUUUUAUAAUUCUUCCUUGCUUCACAUUAUAGUUCUUGUUGUCCUACCUACAGAAUUAUUUAAAGUGAAGAAACAAAGACUGUGCAGCAUGGAAUGCUGUUAUUCUUUCUCAGUGCAAUACAAUUCCUGUAAAAUGGUCAAAACGCUCACACCCUUUAAGAGCGGUCUUUGUAGGCAUAUAUAUUUGUCCACUCUGGGCUGUCACUUCGAUUAGAGAGUUUAUACGAGCAUUGAUCGGCAUCAAGGCCAUCAGAGCACUUCACUAAAUGAGGUAUUGACACUGCCAACUGCCCGAAGUUGAUAUCGAUAGUGUACGGCAUUUCAUGGUCGUGGGCGAGGGAAUUUUCCAUGCUUUGGUAAGUUUUUGGAUGGCAGCUGCAUCAGUUGCCCUUGUCCACACUAUAUUGCAAUCUCAUUUAUUCCCCAUUAACGCAGAUGAACCAAGGAACUGCUUGCGUGCGUUUUCUGUGCAGUAUUUUAGGCCAAUCGAUGCCCACUGCAAACGUUAUUAUGCGUGCACCGAUGAGAAUAGUUCCGCAUGUCACUCUGUGAGCACUUGAAGAAUUUAACUGGUUUAACGUCUCGUUAACUUGUUCAAUAUCCAUUCAUCGUUUUUUUAGUGGGGGCACCAGGAGGGGGGGGGGCACCUUCCCCAAGCAACCCUCCUCCCGUGGCUACGCCACUGAGUCGGUAGCGCUUGUCGUAAUGACUCUGUUGCAGCAGCCUUGAGGCAACAUCAAGCUAGCGACAGGCAACCUUGGAACUGAUACUGCGUGGAAGCUACACUUUGUCAAUGCCACUCGUUUCAUAAAAGCAUCCACUUCAAUAAUUUAACAUCAAUGAUAACGGUGCAGGAAUCAGUGGUAGGUUGACACUGUACGAACAUCAUGCAAUGUGCACUGAUUGGGGACGAGUGACUCUUCUUGCUUUUCAGUCGGAUGAUGCUGCUUCGUGCCAUAAUGACUGACAAUACUAAGCCCCAAGUGACAUUCUGCUUUGUUUUAGUGAUUUUAAUGAGUUCUCAGCCCAUCGAAGGAGCCAAAUGCCCACCUGGCUGGCUGGAAUGGCGCCAGUCCUGUUAUCUUUUACUACCGGACAAAAUGAAUUGGUAUGAGGCCAUGGAGGCCUGUGACCGGCCGGGAUUAAGCGGCCUUGCUGCGCCCAACUCACCGGACGAGAAUGAUUUUAUCUGGCACUCCAUUGUUAAAAACACUGACGGUUUGUGGAUUGCCUGUACCGAUGUAGUCCAAGAAGGGGUCUGGGUGUGCGGAGGCCAGCCCUUGACUUUUAGCAGUUGGUUUGGGGGCAACCCGAGGAAUGACACCCAUCUGAACUGCGCCCGGGUGACGGUUUACGGCGCACCCGCUCGGGGCCUGUGGGCCGACGAUGUUGCUUGUGGUAGCGCCAACCGCAAACAGGCUGCCUGCGAAAUGACGGUCGCUGCGGUACAAAUCUACCACACCUACACCGGUCCCGAUGGGCGUGUUCCCCAGGAAUGCCUCCACCAUCACGACAUCAAGAACGUCACGGUGGAGAGCCUCCUUACCUGUGGCUGGGCGUGCCGGGCUGAUCCCCGAUGCCGCUCCUUCAAUCUGUGGCUCAUCACCAAAGGAAAGAUAUGCCAACUCAAUGACAUUACACGUCUUGGAGCUGACGGCGCCGACUUCAAGGCAACCAACAACUGCUUCUACUUCAAUUUGUAAAAAGAAGAAGCUAGCAUGUCAG
Acanthaster planci (crown-of-thorns starfish) is the source of this 2455-nucleotide messenger RNA. RefSeq lists its product as uncharacterized. NCBI's taxonomy places the organism in Eukaryota, Metazoa, Echinodermata, Asteroidea, Valvatida, Acanthasteridae. The record is from RefSeq and is a predicted model, not a curated record.